Messenger RNA from Pocillopora damicornis (cauliflower coral), 1019 nucleotides. RefSeq names its product putative calcium-activated potassium channel subunit beta. The record is from RefSeq and is a predicted model, not a curated record. Gene Ontology annotation, biological process: potassium ion transport; detection of calcium ion. Gene Ontology annotation, cellular component: voltage-gated potassium channel complex; membrane. NCBI's taxonomy places the organism in Eukaryota, Metazoa, Cnidaria, Anthozoa, Scleractinia, Pocilloporidae. Gene Ontology annotation, molecular function: potassium channel regulator activity; calcium-activated potassium channel activity.
UACUUUUGCAGCCUAUUUUACUCCUGAUACUAACUGGCUAUCUGUAGCAUGAACGCAUUGUGAUCAUUCAUGCUUUAAGUGCAGCUGCCGUGACAAAACGUGACUUGAAAUAAUUAUUCUGAUCGUGGUUUCCUUUUCCGGUUUUCGGGGAUUGGUUCAAUCUGACAGUUUCGACGGUUUUUAUAUCUUUUCUUUUCUUACAUAGCUAUUCAGAAAUCUUGCAUUGCAACGCGCUCAAGCUGAAGAAAUUGAGGCUUAAAAUGGAACACGAGAAGGUCUCGGAGAGGUCACAAAAACAUAUAACUGGCCUUGAUUUUACAGGGUUAGGGAUUUUUUUGUUGCUGAUUAGUGUUGUGGCCGCGAUAGUGCUUGGUCUCACAGUUGCACGUUUCGCAGUGUACGACAUGGAACUGAAAACGUCCGAGUGUAGAGUCUUAUCCACUGGAGUAGCAAGCGAAAGGAUGAAUUGUAGUUGCACGAACACCGUGCCCUCUUUCAUGUCGUCUAAGUCGUCCUACCCUUGCCUUCUGAUAGAAGUUGCCUUGUACGAGAACGGUGAAGAGCACACAGCCUAUCUGUAUGAAAAUAGUUACAAGGAGAAAAAUAAGUGCAGCACUCAGCCGUGUGACUGCCUCGACGUCAAUAAUGAUGGAAAUGUGACAGUGUUUUGGAUUAAUUAUGGUGGAGUUAACGACACGUACACUUGUUACUACAAUCCCAAAAAUCUCAACGAAGCUUUUACAAAAAGAGUUUUGAAGAGUGAUGGCAUGAAGUUGAUGCAUUCCUUCUUGUGGCCAGGGCUAGUUUUGGGUAUCGGCAUCGUCUUUCUGGGUAUAGGGUUUUGCCGAGAUAAAGGACACUGCCGUUACAGGAAGCAGAAUGAAUCCUCCAGUUCUGUUCCAUAUCAAGAUCUUUCGUCAAUGGCCUAAUCAUAAACAUUUUAUCAUAAAUUGUAUGAAAGAUUAGCUAUCGUAUUAAUGUGUGGUUGAAUCAAGCAUAUAGUUAGGUUAUUGUUUCAA